Molecule: messenger RNA, 887 nt
Organism: Lactuca saligna
Lineage: Eukaryota; Viridiplantae; Streptophyta; Magnoliopsida; Asterales; Asteraceae
Source: the annotation of a GenBank genome assembly
AUUCUUUUUGGGUUGAAAGUUGAAAUCCACGCGCUAAAUUGGGCCCGUAGAAAAGCACAUUUGGAAGCUUGCAGUGAUGAAUGGUGCUCAUGCGAAGAGAGGCGUGUAUUUCUUUUGAACAUCCACCGAACCGACCCGUUUGGUUUGUCCGGAGGUAACCGCUUAGGUUUUAUUCUUCAUAUAUCAUCCUCCACACCAAUUCCCCUUCUUUGCAAACCCUAGACUUGCUACAGAACUCAAAAUCCUCUUUCUAUCUUUCUCUAUCCCAUCUUACAAUCACUUUAGCUUCUCGAUCGGUCCGUAAUCGCAAAAGAUAAGAAAGCAUGAGCACUAAGGCGCCAUUUGUGAAGUAUGCAAGAGGUGGUGGUAGACAAAGGAAAGGAGGACUGGAUCUGAAUGUUCCUCCUCCAAAUGAAAACCAAGAACAAGCAGGAGGGCCAACUGUUUCAGUAUCUCAGACUUCCAUAGCUACUGCUCCAACUAUUCCAGGAUCAGCACUACCUGCCCCCACCCCCAUUGAUGUUGAGGAAUUUGAUGAUGAUGUUGUUAUAUCCUCCCCUCGAGCAUUUGAAGAAGCUAAAAAGAAAUCACAAAGAAUUCGAAAAAGGCCUUUGGUGGUUGAUGUGGAAUCUGAAGAGGUUUCUGCUAGGGUCAAUGGUCAUAAUAACAACCAUGGAAACAAACGGAAAAGAGGUGCUGGAGUUCCACCAGUUAUCAAUUGUGAGAUGUAUGUCAAUUUGGAAGGAGGAAGCAGUGGUUCUAUGAGAGUGAGAGCACCGCCACCACCACCACCACCACCGCCGCCACCGGAGCCGACCUUCAGCUGUCCUGUUUGCAUGGGAUCAUUAGUUGAGGAGGCGGAAAGUCACAAACAAAGAUAUUUUUAG